UUAAAAAGAAAUGCCUGACCCAUCGAUCUGCAGUAGCGCAAUGCAGUCAGUUGCAAUUGGAAUCUCAGCACUGCUGUUUCUGCUCCCCGUCCCGGGAUCAUCGCAAUAUCUGGACGGAAGGUGCGGACUUCUGCCGAAUGGGAAGAUCGCGGAUGAUAUGUCCAGUCCGUGGAUGGCUUAUAUACACACUUCGGAAUUGCUAUACGUGUGCGGCGGAAGUGUGAUAACUGAAAAAUUAGUUCUGACUGCAGCGCAUUGCACAAGGGCCAACGAACAAUUAGUGGUUCGUGUGGGAGAGUUUAUGGAAGCAGAUGACGAUGGCGAUGGCACCAUAUUAUCACAGCACCAAGUAAUCCAAACCUUUAUACAUCCCUUAUACAAUAUGACCGCAAAUGCCAAUGACAUAGCAAUUUUCGGUUUGGCGACGGAUAUUGUGUUCUCUAAAACCAUUAAGCCUAUUUGCAUAUUGUGGUGGACAAUUUGGAGAGGUUAUAUCGACAGCAUCCAGGUGCUAAGCGGUGCACGGUGGGGUCAGCCCAAGGAUCGAAAUGAAAGCUAUCCAUUUAGCAUUACGGACAUCAGACGGCAACCAGCAACUAUGUGUUCCAUCUUGAAUGGCACUGCACUUUUGAGCAGCCAAUUUUGCGCAGGAGACUCCGAUACAAAACUGUGCAACGCAGACUAUAGCAGUCCUCUGGGAGCCAUUAUAACCUUCAACAAAUUCAAGCGCUUUGUCCUAAUCGGCAUUGCAACCACUAACCAAAGCUGUAAUAGGGCAAGCGUUUAUACGGAUGUCCUGAGCUACACCGAAUUCAUCCUUUCAGUAUGGCGGCACUACCGCAAAGGUGAAAGACAACCUUCUCAGCGUGGGCCUGCAUACACGAACGCGUCCACUUUGACGGAGGAGGUGCUGCGAGAAGAAGGACGGCCUCCGAAACUUCCGGAAAAUCCCGAUUUUGUUUGAACAAUUAAAAUGCCUGAAUAGCCGGAGUGCCCGCCCACAUGCCAACCGACAGCACAUUAACUACAAAUUACAUUCACAUUAGUGUUUCGGAAUUUUGCAGCCUGCCCAUCCGGUCGGUUCCUUGGUCCUCGUUCCUUGGUCCUUGGUCCUUGGUCCUUGGCCCUUGGUUCUUUUGCUGUGUUCCUUCUUCCUGGUUCCUCGAUUCGGCCUGCUCGUGCUCGUCCCCGUCCUCUUGUGCUUUUCAUUUCGUUGCCGUACUUUUUUUUUCACCAAACACCUAAUAAAUCAAAGCGGACUCGUGAGAGACCCCAGGAGUAUGCUUGUUAAA
Messenger RNA from Drosophila yakuba, 1292 nucleotides. RefSeq names its product chymotrypsinogen 2. The coding region runs from base 11 to 964 and encodes 317 amino acids. The record is from RefSeq and is a predicted model, not a curated record. Gene Ontology annotation, molecular function: serine-type endopeptidase activity. The transcript is spliced from 4 exons. Gene Ontology annotation, biological process: proteolysis. NCBI's taxonomy places the organism in Eukaryota, Metazoa, Arthropoda, Insecta, Diptera, Drosophilidae.